UUAGAGCUAUGUAGCCUGGGGUACGUUUGCCGCCUGCAUAUGGCUCCCUCGGUUUCUCCUGCAGUCAUGUCGGAGGCUUCUAGCGAAGAGGAAGAGGUCGCGAGCACCUCGUGUGCCGUGAGCAGGAACCCAAUGGUCGCAGACGCUCGCAGUCUCCUCGCUCACGUCGUAUCGAAGCGGAGCGUGCAGUACAACGCCUUCAAGGAAUCGUGGACGGAGCAGGAGUUCUGGUUCGUCUACUGCGCAGGCACGGACCCACUCCGGAAAGAAGAGGUCGUGACGUGUCUGGUGGCGGAGGGGAUGCGGUAUCUAAUCUCCAGGAGUCGUGACCACGAGCGACUGGCUGGCCUCUACCUCAUCUACACCGUCUUCUGCACUCAACCACUCAACCCUAAAGCCUUGAUAAGAGUGACUGCAGAUGACUGGACAGCUCUUAUUGAACUGCAAGAAGUGAUCAGAGAAAAGAAGGUCCGUGGGUAUACCAUGGGGUGUGCUAGCUAGCUACUAAUCACCAGUGGUAACACUGACAGUAUGCAGAGGCAGGCUACAUUCUGCACUACCUGAGAAAAGAGAGAGCCUUCACACUUACCUACACCUCACAGCAGGUAUAUGUACAUGCCAUUCAUUGUUCAGUGUGUGUGUGUUGUAUCAAUAUGUCUGUGAAUAGUUCUGAAGUCACCUCUUUUGCCAUGUUACUUUAGUCAGUUGACUCAUUCACUAGGACGACCAGUUGAUUUGCACAAGACUGCAACAACUGUCAGACCAUAAAGGUGUAGUUAAGAGUGACAACAGUGGCCAGCAGCUCCAUCGUACAUUCCUGACCAGUUCUCGCAGUCUCCACCCAAAGUUCCUCUCCUCUCUCUCUAAGGAGAUAGAGGAGCAUAUGUCAGACUACCACUCGACCAAAGACCAGAGGAAAGUCUUUUUCCCCCAGCAUCUCCUCAACCCUCCACAGCUCCCCCAGAAACUCAGCAAGAUUGCCUCUGAUUAUGAUACAUGUGUCACUGAAAAGCUCGCCAAAUUCAGAGAAAGAUAACCAAAAUCACUCUCAAAUUUUUUUAAUACUUUUUGAUUAUGCGCGCGAGAA
This is a messenger RNA of Geodia barretti, 1087 nucleotides long. The record is from the annotation of a GenBank genome assembly. Lineage: Eukaryota; Metazoa; Porifera; Demospongiae; Tetractinellida; Geodiidae.